AUCGCUACGAGGAUCACUACGAGAGGGUCGUUGAAAUGAACCAUGACGACGAGGUCUGCACGCUCGACUACUUGGACGGCUACGAUACGCAGCAGCAGCAACGAUGUGGUACCGCUCACCGGUACCAUCAGUCCGAGUUCGUCGAGACGACGCUGAUGAACGCCGAGAUGCCGACGACGUGCGAGGACUCCGGCGGCAGCGACAGCGCGAACAGUCUCGACGGUCUCUGUGAGCGUCGUCCCGAGGACGACCAUCCGUACGAUGCACCGCGGCACGCGGCGUCGGCGGCGAGCAACCACGCGCGGGAUCACUACAUGGUGCCCACCCGGAGUCCACGCGAGUUCAACGAGAAGAUCCUGUCGCUCUUCAACCCGCAGUUCCUGCCCAACUUCAACAACAUGGUCACGUACAUGGCCGCGCACAGUCCGCCGCCGCCGCGGUCUCAGUCCUUGGUGGCCCAGUACGGUGCCCGCGAUAACGACGACUUCCUGCUCCGGGACAGGAACUGCCACGGUAAACGCGACAGCACGAACUCGAUGUGCUUUCGGCGCGGACUGGCGGCCCAUGAGGCGCCGCGGGAGUGACGAUGCCUUCGCGCCUUCGCCCCGGCUUGAUUAUGACUUGAUUACGAGUAACAUCUAGCAACGUGACUUUUUUUUCGUGCUCCAAAGAAGUGACCGGAGAAACUGUACGCACCCUUUACGGCGUACGUCACGAAGACGUGAAACUGUCAUGGAUAUGGUACUACGUACAGCGAAAUCCCCUCCUCCCUCUUUUCCUGGUAGCUUCGUAACGUGGACAUGUAACUGAAGGACGAAAAAAAAAAACACGCAAUCGUGAUCACAUAUAGCAUAAUAUGUAUUACAUUGACGGCGAAUAGACUCGUGAUAAACGAGAUCUACUUUUUUAUGGUACUUUCAAGCUUUGCCAAGUAUCGUCCGUCGCGCGAUUCCAUGCGAACCACUGUGGAAUCACUUCUGUAUAGGAUUCAAUUCAAAAUCUUCUUUUUCUUCUUUAUUCGUUUCGAUGAUGAUAAUAAUAGGAGAAGUCGAAUAUAAGGGAAAGCGUAUGCCGGCAACAACGACGAUGACGACUGAGAGAUUGAGAAACCGUAGUAAUGUAAUGUGAUACCAUUAUGAGGACUGUGUUCGUAGCAGUGGCCUGUUAGGUGCUUAGACUGAUGCAAGAUUAAACGAAAAAAAAAAAACAAACACUUGUGUAGAGACAUUUUAAGCAUUCGCGCGAGAGACGAGGCGUGCCUUCCGUGUAUUAAUUGUUGGCAGAUCUUGAUCUAUAACAGGAAACGGAGUGUUAAUAUGGCCGGUAUAGAUUCGGGCAAGUGCCUCAUUUAUGCGUUUUGUUUAAGAUAUCCAGUAGAACGGAGCAAAGUAUAGAAAAAAAGGAAGAGAAAACAGGAAAGAGAGAGAUCUAUGUAAGACUAAUUUGAAUAUCGUUGUGCACUUAUUGCCGUGCUGUGAGUACUGGUAAUGGCGAGAGGGAUAUACGGACGAGAGCGUGUUUAUCAAUAACUUAGCUCUCGCGGGCAUAUAGCGGCAACAGUAUAUAGUUUCUUCGAGGAGAAUAUGCAUGUUAAAAAAAUCUAUAAUAGUGCAAAAGUUAUUGUUAUAUUGAAAUGCGACAAAAAGAAUAUUGAAAGAAGAAUAGAAGAAAGAAAAUUAGAAUAAUUAUUUACGAUUAGGUCAGUAACUUACCGACAAAUAGAAGAUUCGUGCAACAUUUUUCUUAGCAGACUUGGGCUAGCUGAGGAAUUGACGAAGGAAGGAUUCCCUUCAUGAAACAUCGUGAAUUAAAUGUAGUUUUUAAUUUUUAGCGAAAUUAAUUAAAUUAUUUGAAUUUUAAAUUUAUUAUUAUUAUUUUUUUUUUUUAAUAUAAAAAAUAUUAAUCACGAUUUUAUAUUUUAUGUUGAUGCAAUAUUAAUUGACUAUGAGGACAUUCAUAUAGAAUGUCCGAGUAUUGUUUGAGAAAAGUAGCACCAAUCUUGUGUACAAUACACUGCCAUGUGUACAAUUAAUUUUUAGUUAACUGAACGUAUUAUUAGGCGUGUAUAAAUUUAAUUCGUGUAACUUAAAAAUUUUUUAUUUUUUUACGUCUCGUUAACGCGGCAACGCGAUCCUCGAAGAAACUUGUGGACGGAAGGAACCGGAAUGUAUGCAAGAUUAGAUAACGGCGUAAACUGGUUCUGCUAGCGUUACAAUAACAAUUACGAUAUGAUUACACGUGCGCAUUUACUUGACAGCUCAAUCGCGGACAGAGUGCCUCUAACGAUGAGCGUUUUGAAAAGUUUUUAGAAUAUCAAAGGCGGCCAAAAGUGUACUUUCAACACACGAAAUUGUAAAACGGUCUGUGGGUGAACUACCAUUUGGUCCAUCUACAUACCGAUCAUAUUUUUUUCUUGAAUAAUAAUUAUUUAAUAUAUUUAAUAUAAAUAUAAUUUUAUAUUAAUUUUGAUUAAUUUUUUUCUUGCAACAAUUUAUCUAAAGUAAUGUAUUAGUUUGAAUAACAUUUAUUUAAUUUCUUAAUUAUAUUUAAAAUACUACAAUAUAAAAAUAAUUAAUACAAUUUCGUGCGUGUUUGAAAAGUACUUUCCGCCCUUUUACGUGCUACUUUUUCAUCGCUCGUUAACCAACACUGCCGCGUAAAUUCUAACACGCCUCGAGCGAACAGUACAGUAAGACACCUUAUCGAUUUUCACCAAUUGUCUCAUUGUGAACGUUGGAGCGUUUUAAAACAUCAGGGUAAAAACGAAACGUUGUUCAAGUGCUUUCGCGUUCGACGAUAGGGCUCGAUGUAGAUAGCCGCAUGUAAUGAACGGUAACUGCGUGCUGUGUAAGCAAGAAGGGGAGGAAGUCGUGUAAAUAUAUAGAACAUGUUUUUUAUCGUUGAGAUCAUUUUAAACGAGAUCGAGGAUUCAUUCGUUAUGCUACUCGUCACGCGGGCAGCAGUGAUACAUUGAUAUUAUAUAUUGCAUUUUCAUUGCUGCGUAUAUACAUAUAUAUAUAUAUACAUACGUACAUAUAUACAGACAUAUAUAAAUAUGUGUGUGUAUAUAUAAAACAUAUAUAUACUCAAGAUAUUAAAAUUUUAAACCAGAAGCGUUGGAAACACGGAGAGAUGUUAAGAACAUUUUCUAAUAAUUAUUAGUAAAAUUCUAUAAGAAUUUAUGAUUUUUAAUAUAUCUUUAUAAUUAAAAUUAUAAAAUUAUUUAAUUAUUAGUAAAAUUAAUUUACUAUUUAUUAUUACCAAAUAUCAGUCAAUUUUUUUUACAAAAUUACUUAAUAAGUAAAUAAAACAAUUUUUUAUAUUAUAUAUAAUAUUUAAUUUUUUACAAAAAAUAUUGUUAACAAGAAUUUCUUUUGAGAUUGUUUAUAUUCCGGUGGUUUAUCGGUCUAACUUUUUAACAUCUUGCAUAUACAUAUAAGUACAUAAUAUACACACACACAUACAUACAUACAUACAUACACACAUGCACAUAUAUUCAUGUGCAUUUAUGAAACACACAUAUUCGUUUUUAAUUCGCAUAGACUAUACGUGUUAUAGUCUAUUAUUUGGAGAAAAAACGAUAUGUGUUAAAUAAGAGAGGCAGCUAAUUAGAUUUAUGCGCUGACUUUGUAAAAGUCUAUCUUUCCUUAAAUAAAUUUUUGCCAUGCCCCCGUUCAUCGCGCGUUCGACCGAUCUCGGCUGGCAAAGCCUUUUACAAAAUGUAACGGUGUUUGUGUAAUAGAAACAUCCGAACUAGGUACCUUAACACACAAGAUAUAUGACAGUAGAAAAGAAUUGUUAUACAUUAAUAUUUCUAAAUUUGAAAAAGGGAAGGACGUAUAAAUUUACAUAUGUAUACAAAUGUACUGUUAGAAUAACAUUUGCAUAUACAAACAAUGUACAUAAAUAACGCUAUGUUUAAAAUUGAUUUUAUCGUGCUUUUAAAGCUAGCCCUGUGUCAUAAGAGCGAAGAGAGAAUGAAUUUUCAAUUAAAAAUAGACUAGAAGCAUUUAACAAGGCUUCUCGUACUUGCGUUAGCCAUCUUUUUAUAAUAUAAAGCGCGAGAAACUACAAGUAGACUCAUAUUAUCAUCAAGACAUAAUUUAUAAUGGAAUUGAAUACAUCAAUGACUUAACAGAAAAAUAUAUGAUCGAGUAAUUAAUAAUUUAACAUAUUGUUUAACAUGUUUGGUAUCAGUAUCACAUAUGACAAAUCAUAAUUUACUUGAUAAUUUAUAAUUUUUAUUUUCUAUCAUAAUAAAUAAAGUUUACCUCGUUAUUAUUAAAUGAGAUGUAAAAAAUUAUGCUGCGUAAGUAACACAUAUAAUCUAAGAUGUUAAUUAUAUCGCGCUUUUGCAAGAAAAGUGACCUAAAUUAGAAAUAAAAUUUUUGUAAAAAAUGCGUUAUUCAUUAAUUAAUUAAUUAAUUAUAAUAGUAAUAGACAUAAGUUAAUUUAGAGCUAAUCAUAAAGUGCUUGUUUUAAAAUUCUCAAAAAAUAAUAUUGAUUUAAUUAUAUUAGACCUAAAAACUAGACUGCCUCUACUUUAAUUUGGGUCAUUUUUAUGUUAAAAAAAUUUUUUUUUAUUGAAAUCUAUAUCACUUUUCUUGAUUGAAGGCCGAUAUAAUAUUUACUACACACAUCACACAAUACAAAAUUAGACAUUUUGUGCGAUAUGACAAAUUACAAUUUAUGUAAUAAACUAUAAGUUUUACUUCCCACUGAAACAAAUAAAGUUUAUCUCGUUAUUAUCAAA
Messenger RNA from Monomorium pharaonis (pharaoh ant), 4753 nucleotides. RefSeq lists its product as uncharacterized. The coding region runs from base 36 to 584 and encodes 182 amino acids. The transcript has a single exon. Lineage: Eukaryota; Metazoa; Arthropoda; Insecta; Hymenoptera; Formicidae. The record is from RefSeq and is a predicted model, not a curated record.